Theileria parva strain Muguga is the source of this 1447-nucleotide messenger RNA. It is a transcript of the gene ppan, whose product is annotated as Brix domain protein. Gene Ontology annotation, cellular component: preribosome, large subunit precursor. Gene Ontology annotation, biological process: rRNA processing; ribosomal large subunit assembly. Gene Ontology annotation, molecular function: rRNA binding. NCBI's taxonomy places the organism in Eukaryota, Apicomplexa, Aconoidasida, Piroplasmida, Theileriidae. Bases 183 to 1355 code for a protein of 390 amino acids. The record is from RefSeq and is a predicted model, not a curated record. The transcript has 4 exons.
GAAAAUUUUAAAGAGAGUAUUUUUUAAAUCAAUGAUAAUUUGUGUGAUUAAUAAAAAAUGAUUUUAUGUAAACGAAUCUUAUUAAUCUAAAAGUAACACUUUUAUUAUUUAUUGGGUACAUUUUAUAAAAUUUUUACAAUAAAUUAUGUUAAAUCAUAUCUUUAAAGGAUUUUAAUUAUAAAAUGGGUAAGUCUAGGAAAAAAAGGUCUAAACCUUCCCCUGAUCAUACCAUAGAUACAGAAUCUCCUAGAAUCCUGGUUAUAAGAAGGGGGUCGGUUAAUCAUGAAAUAAAACAAUUGGCCCAAAAUUUGAGGCUAAUUUUAUCUCCUAAUUGCGCCGUUCGUUUAAAGGAAGGAUCAAGGCAAAGGUUAAGGGAUUUCACAAGUGUCACCGAUGUUCUAGGUUUAACUCACUUAAUAGUUUUAUCUCAAGGUUCAGAAAGUUCAUAUUUGAAGAUCGCAAACCUUCCCAGUGGACCUACAUUCACUUUUCAGAUUAAUAAGGUUUCACUUAUUUCUGAUAUUUCCAAACACUAUACAAACCCUCAGUCAUUUGACUCCUCAAAUUACUCCCCCCUUUUAGUACUAAAUGGAUUUUCAAAAUCAUCAUUUAAAGGCUCAGAUGAAGAUGAAACAAAAGAUGAAUCCUCCAGAUUUGACAAAGCCAUGACCCGCGUCACUGAAACUUUAAAUAAGAUGAUCGCCCCUGUCGACCUUUCCACAACUAAGAUACAAAACUGUAAGAGGGUGGUUCUCUUUCAUAAACAGAAGGACGGAACUAUUGUUCUAAGGCACUACUCGAUAAAUCUAGUAGACUGUAACACUCAAGCUCAAGUUAAGGAUCUUUUAACGAGGAAAACAAUGAAGAAUCUGAUUAGCGAAACGUCUGAUUUUGAGGAUAUCACUAAUAUGCUGUCAUCAGAUUCUACUUUGAGCAAGAAUUCUAAUUUUGACAGCGACACCGACGAAAUUGUUGAACUCGAUAACAUUUUAUCUCAGAAUAUUAUCGCUAAAAAUAAAUACGGAGUUGACUUAGAGCCUAGCGAGACCUCAGAUACAAGAAAUAAAAUCGGCAUAAGACUAGUUGAAAUUGGUCCUAGGGUUCAAUUAACUCUUAUAAAGCUUGAGAAUGAUGUGUUUACUGGCCCAGUCAAGUACCACAAGUUCGUUAAGAAAACCCCCGAGGAAUUGGAGGAGAACAAGAAGCUGGAGCCUGCAAUAGUGAACAAGAGGAAGCUCGAAUCUGAGCGAGUAAUGAAAAUAUAUGAAAAGUAUGUAAAAAAGUCCAAAGAACCAGGUGAGAGGGAUUCUGAGAAUGAACAGAAGGCUCCAAAAGAAAAGAAAAGAAAGAAAUAGUUUUAAAUUUUGUUCUCUCUUUUCUAUGUGUAAAAUAAAAUCCUGGAAGAUCAACAGUAUAGCCCAUGGGGUGGCAACGACUAAUCGCAAAA